Elephantulus edwardii (Cape elephant shrew) is the source of this 879-nucleotide messenger RNA. Its product is annotated as ubiquitin-conjugating enzyme E2 Q2-like. The transcript has 3 exons. The coding region runs from base 10 to 879 and encodes 289 amino acids. Lineage: Eukaryota; Metazoa; Chordata; Mammalia; Macroscelidea; Macroscelididae. The record is from RefSeq and is a predicted model, not a curated record.
CACUAUGAGAUGAAGGAAGAAGAACCUUUUAAUGGAAAACAGUCAGAGGAUGAAGGAAUUGAAAAAGAAAAUUUGGCAAUAUUAGAAAAUAUCAGGAAUACUCAAAGGCAAGACCAUCUAAAUGGCGCAGUGUCUGGGCCAGUACAAGCUUCUGAUAGACUUAUGAAAGAGCUCAGGGACAUAUAUAGAUCACAGAGUUAUAAAACAGGGAUUUAUUCAGUAGAACUCAUAAAUGACAGUUUAUAUGACUGGCGUUUAUAUGACUGGCAUGUCAAACUACAGAAGGUUGAUCCUGAUAGUCCUUUGCACAGUGAUCUUCAAAUCUUAAAAGAAAAAGAAGGCAUAGAAUAUAUUUUGUUUAAUUUCUCUUUUAAGGAUAACUUUCCAUUUGAUCCUCCAUUUGUUCGAGUGGUAUUACCUGUUCUCUCAGGAGGGUACGUUUUGGGUGGAGGUGCAUUAUGUAUGGAACUCCUCACAAAACAGGGCUGGAGCAGUGCCUACUCAAUAGAGUCUGUCAUCAUGCAGAUCAAUGCUACCUUAGUCAAAGGCAAAGCCAGAGUGCAGUUUGGUGUGGCCCAGUUUGGUGAGAGGGAGCUGCUCCUUGUCCUCGGCUUUGCCUCCUCGAGCUCCGCGACCCCUCCCACGGCCCCGUCCACAGCCGCGGUCCGACCCGCAGACCACGACCGAAGCCUCCGCCGAAACCACCGAGGUCUCUCAUCCCAGGGCCCCCAGGGCCUCCAGGCCCUACCGCUGCACCAGCGUCAUCAGCCAUUUGGUGUUUUCUCAGAGAAGAAGAAGCUGGCCAGCCAAGAGCCAUCUGACACCAAUUAUGAAACACCUCAUUCUAUGGUUUCUUCUGAAUCCAGCUUGAAUUUCUAG